Messenger RNA from Populus euphratica (Euphrates poplar), 887 nucleotides. RefSeq names its product ethylene-responsive transcription factor 11-like. The annotation marks the transcript as partial. Lineage: Eukaryota; Viridiplantae; Streptophyta; Magnoliopsida; Malpighiales; Salicaceae. The record is from RefSeq and is a predicted model, not a curated record. Gene Ontology annotation, biological process: regulation of DNA-templated transcription. The transcript has a single exon. Gene Ontology annotation, molecular function: DNA-binding transcription factor activity; DNA binding.
AAUAAGGGCGGCAAGUGUGGUGGUGCUGGUGGAGGAGGCAAGGAGGUGCAUUUUAGAGGUGUGAGAAAGAGGCCUUGGGGAAGAUACGCCGCUGAGAUAAGAGACCCUGGUAAGAAGAGCCGGGUUUGGCUUGGCACUUUCGACACCGCAGAGGAAGCCGCACGUGCCUACGAUGCUGCCGCACGUGAGUUCCGUGGUUCUAAGGCGAAAACCAACUUUGCUUACCCAUCAUACGAGAAUGUCAGGAAAAACACUAUCUCUGUGGACAGCAACCAUAAAGCAUCCAACAAGAAUAACAGUUGUGGCGGCGGCGGCAGCAAUAGUAAUAACAAUCAGAGUCCAAGUCAAAGCAGUAACGUGGAGUUUUCCAGCAGUGAUACACCGUUGGAUCUUAAUCUCGGUCCAGCUGUAUCCACCGUGAGACUGCCGUUUCAGCCGAUGGUGAUGAAUCAUCAGCAGGUGAUUUAUUUUGAUGCAGUGAUGAAGAGUCAGUACCAAAAGACGGUUUUUGAUAAUGGGUAUCAUCAUCAUCAUCAUCAUCCUAUCGUCUUUGAUUUGAAUCAUCAAGAUAUCAAGGCGCCAAGAAGUUCUGUUGAUCUUGAUCUUAAUCUUAACCUUCCUCCCCCACCGGAGAUUGCAUGAUUUUUCAGAAAUUUAUUUGCCUUUUUAUUCUUACAUUAGAAAAGAUUAGAGAUGAAGACCCCCCAAAAAGAGAGGUUUAUCAUGUGAUCUGUUAGUUUUUUUUCUUACUUUCACGAAUGUGAAAACGUAUUAGCAGAUCUCUUUUUGCAGCAGUAAGAAAUUCUGUUUCUUUCCUGUUGUUUGAUGAAAAUCACUGUAUUGCUUUUUUAUUUAAUGUUUUUUAAUCAAUGGAUUAUAAACUUAAU